ACAUAUGAUCUACAUCUAUAUGAUCAAAUUGGAAAAUAACAACAUAACCAAUAAACAUCUAACAUAUUUUCAUUUUAAUGUUGUUUUAAAUCAACAAUUUCGGGCUUUAAAUACCAACAAAUAUCCAUGGAGCUUGAUUUUGAGGACCUAAUAUCGCAGAGCAUCAUCACCAACGAUGACGAUUCAGAUAACGCAAAGAGUGUAUCAGUGAAGACCACUCAAAGCAAAGAGUAUGACCUAGUUUACAACAAAAACGACUCAUCUUUCCAUAUUAAAGUUAAAAAAGAUGGUUUUAUCUGUGAUGAAUGCGGUGAGAUCUAUGAAGAAGAACAUGAGCUGACCAACCAUAAACGCCUGCAGAAGUGCAGGCGAAAAUACAAAACCAAAGCUGAGCUCAAAGAAAUCCCAUUGGAAUACAAUGUGAAUAGGUUUCUCCAGAUAGACCUCUCCACCUAUCAUGAAAUCAUUGAUGACAAUGAGGACAACUCACUGGAAAGCGACGACUUCAACGACGAGAACAGCGAGAAACACAAACCGAACGAAAAAUUCACAUGCACCGAAUGCGGACGCGUUUGUGCGAACGCCGUUGGCCUGCGAAUGCAUACCCGAGUGCACAAACCGAAGCGUGGACGCAAGACGUGAUUUCCAUCCUUAAAUAUUAACUUAAACUAAUUCAUUACAUUAAUUUCGGGUCUGUAUGUGUUGACUUUGCGUAUGAAUGCAGCAAAUUGCAAUUUCUCAUCUUAUUACAAUGUUUCGUGUAAAUAAUUCAUCAUUACAAUUACAAUUGGAAUUUCAUUAGGACAUACAUUAUUUUGCUAAUAAACUGAUAAUUACUUGCUUUA
Molecule: messenger RNA, 845 nt
Organism: Dalotia coriaria
Lineage: Eukaryota; Metazoa; Arthropoda; Insecta; Coleoptera; Staphylinidae
Product: zinc finger protein 721-like
Exons: 2
Coding region: 127-642 (171 amino acids)
Source: RefSeq, a predicted model, not a curated record